Molecule: messenger RNA, 309 nt
Organism: Eimeria mitis
Lineage: Eukaryota; Apicomplexa; Conoidasida; Eucoccidiorida; Eimeriidae
Product: tim10/DDP zinc finger domain-containing protein, putative
Exons: 3
Coding region: 1-309 (102 amino acids)
Source: RefSeq, a predicted model, not a curated record
AUGACUGACGACGAGCAACAACAACAGCAACAACUUGCUGCCCUGCAGCUUGGGCUUCAGCAGGCCCUCGAGGCACAGAGCAUGUUGGCCUCGCUAACAUCGCGCUGCUUCACCAAAUGUGUUGACAAGCCUGGACGGACUCUCUCGAGCAGUCAGCAACAGUGUCUCUGGCAGUGCGCUCAGAGAUGGAGCGAAGUGCAGCACUUUGUGGGGAUGCGCAGCAGAGCCCUCCUGCAGCAGCAAGGAGGAGGUCUUUUGGGAACACCAGACAGUGGAGCGAACCUCUCUACGGACGGCCUUCUUAGCUGA